Messenger RNA from Amoebophrya sp. A25, 1201 nucleotides. NCBI's taxonomy places the organism in Eukaryota, Dinophyceae, Syndiniales, Amoebophryaceae. The record is from the annotation of a GenBank genome assembly.
CGAAAACAUGAUCAAAAAGUAACGCCUAUUUCUUUCAAGUUGAGGAUUCAGAAUUGACUAAGUUUAUAAUUUUUUGUGUUGUGCCAUCAAAAUCAUCUAUGAUCGUGCUAAGUACGUAGAGGCUGACUUUCCAUGGUUCAUUUUCAAUUUCAUCUGAUAAGGAAAAUAAAAUUUCCACGAUCACAUCUCCAUGUUACAACAAUGACGACUUUCACAAUGACGACUCUGCAUCAGACACUUCUGACUCACUGCCUACUUGGUGGUGAGCAGAAGUCAUCCUCAUCCUCGUCUCCUUCCGCGGCUUCUUGGCGUCUUAAGCGUUGGCUGUGCCACGAUCCAACCGAAGGAGAUGGGUACUUUUCGACAACUCUACUAAGCACACCGAGAACUACAGGUUUUGAUCAAAUGCGACCCGAAUGUCGUGGUGCGGUAUACCGAUGUGACGGCGCGGCUUCGUGGAUGGAGGGGAGGAAGGAGGAAGAGACUGCUGACGCAAGUACGAGUUCACGGACGACAUUUUUGUUUGAGCAGCAAAGGAGUGACGUCCCCGAUUCGACCGGGCCUUCGUCUCGUUGCACCAGAGUGGAAAAUUUGCCUUUCUUCAAAAGUGCAACACCAAGCACCAGCUCAACCACAUAUCUCCUGUAUCGCGAAGCAGGAACGCUGACGGAAGGACGUGGCACUGGUGAUGAGAACGGUCAAGGCUGCUCAGGCGCGGCAAACGGAGGAUCACCGAUGAGCCUUCCAUUCCAGCAGAGCUACGUGUGGAUAAUUAGCGGAGAGUCGUCAGCCGCUGGCGCAACCAGUGAUGAAGCGAAAAGACGUACGCCUUUUGGUCUUGACAUAUUCGAGCUUCAACGAGGCACCAGUAGUACAACAGCAUCGUCAGAUAAAGACGAUGAAGCUUGGAUCGCGAAGCAUGAGCCACUUUCCACGUUUAGAUACGGUGGGGAGGAUCGAACAGAUGAACAACGUGAGCAAACAACCAGUGAUACUGAUGUUGUCACACUAACCGCUGAGCAGAACAGUUGUGGUGGUUACAUCUGCGGUCCUGAUCGUUAUCAUUCGUGGUUGCAGCUUGACUUGGCCAAAAGGAAAAUGCUCCUGUCUUUCAGAAUUCGAGGUCCGCAUAAGAACUACACCACUGUAACGGAACUCCGCUUGGAGGAAGGAGACGAGAGGAAAGGAGCUGUAUAAGAAC